UUCCCUUUUUAUCAAGAAAGGAAAAGUAGAUUCUGAUUCUUCGUUUUGAAUAAAUUUUCCAUUUCUUAUAUAAAAAUAUGUAUCUUAUUGGGGAUUGUUUCAUUUUGGAAACUUGAGUUGAGUCUACACCUCAUAUGAAAUUUGAUAAAGUACAAGAAAAAUAGGAAGGGAUGAUGAAAAGAACUUCAUUUAGUCACAAGACGCGGCAUAGUCUCUCUGAUAUCACUAACUCUCAGUCUCAAGACGAGCUUAAUCAUCAACAAACUGAUUUAGACCGGAGUGAACAAGUAAACCGUCUGAUAAAGGAGAAUGUAGCAUUGGUUAAGCUUCUUGAGGAAAGAGACAAAACAAUUGAGUUAAGCAGAUACGAACUGAGGAAUCUACGUGAAGGCAUUCACAAAUUGAAAGCGCAAAAUUGGAGUCUUGCUCAAACCAAUUCCCUGUUUUUAGCUGAGAUCAAUUUAGCUAGAAACAAGGUGAAAGCUUUGAACCACGAGGUUACUUGCAAAAAUGCUUUGCUUAAGGCUACAACAUAUUGUGAACUAGAGAAAGACGAAAACACACAACCAAGAAAUUCACCAACAGCUAAGAAUGUGCUUGAAAUUUCGGAUGACGAACCUUUGGUACCAAACAGAAGGCGAUACAUCAGAAGGAACAAAUCCAUAGGAGCAUCAACAACUGCCCACAAGAUAGAGGGAGAAAAGGAGAAAUCAGAAACCAAAAGGAGGAGGCAGUUAAGAAGGAAAUCAGCGAGAGUGAGAUCAUCAGCAGCAACACAAGAAGUGACUGAUAAUCUGUUUGAGAUCGAAGAUCUUCAGCUUACAAUGCCUAAUAACACGUCUCAACAAGAUAACUUGACAUUGGCAUCAUCACAUAAUCCAAACAAGAAAGAUGAUGAUUUAAAAAGAAGAGUUACAAGACAUCAAGAUUGUAACGCUUGUCGAUCGCCAAUGGAUCGACUAUUUCGUAGAGCAGUUGAGAGGAUACACUCUUACAGUACUAUAACAUAAUGUCUUCAUAUUAGAGCAAUAGUUAUGUUUUCAGAUUCUGCGGAGACUCUUUACAACAAGUUUCGUUGUCUUUACCUGACAAAAAGUUUCAUUGUCUUUAGUAGAUGCAAACUAACAAGUUGCUUUUUUUUU
Raphanus sativus (radish) is the source of this 1142-nucleotide messenger RNA. RefSeq names its product SHUGOSHIN 2. The coding region runs from base 171 to 1010 and encodes 279 amino acids. The transcript is spliced from 8 exons. Gene Ontology annotation, biological process: meiotic sister chromatid segregation; maintenance of meiotic sister chromatid cohesion. NCBI's taxonomy places the organism in Eukaryota, Viridiplantae, Streptophyta, Magnoliopsida, Brassicales, Brassicaceae. Gene Ontology annotation, cellular component: chromosome, centromeric region. The record is from RefSeq and is a predicted model, not a curated record.